Osmerus eperlanus (European smelt) is the source of this 2564-nucleotide messenger RNA. RefSeq lists its product as uncharacterized. Bases 213 to 2072 code for a protein of 619 amino acids. Gene Ontology annotation, molecular function: calcium-dependent protein binding. Lineage: Eukaryota; Metazoa; Chordata; Actinopteri; Osmeriformes; Osmeridae. The record is from RefSeq and is a predicted model, not a curated record. The transcript is spliced from 6 exons.
CGGUGUUAAACAUCACUGAGAAAGAUCUCUUCCGUGAACCUCUUGACCUCGCAUUGCACCUGUGAGUGUUUUUUUGAAAUUCCUCUUGCGGUGGACUACGAAAAAAGUCGACAGUCGAUGAUCCUGACUUCUUGUUUCUAUUACGUCGUUAGCUAGCUACUUGUAGUCUAAGCUUUGUUUGGUUAAGUUCUCUGGCCUUGUUAUUUGGCGGGAUGGAGAAUGCUAGCAUAGCUAAUAGUAUGAAAACAAUUUCUCAUCGACUUGGUGUUGAGAAAUCAAGUUAUGAAAAUGGUAGCCAUGGGCACUUGAGACCCCUGUCUGUGUAUGCCAGGAGGAUGGUAUCUUGUGGAAAUGUUCAGUCAAACAUCAACCAUUUGUGGGAAAAUUCAAAUCCAUUUUGCAACUUGAAAAUAGAGAUUGUGACCAGUAGUGAUUCCAAAAGUCAGAAAAGGCGACUUGAUGACUCUUGCCUUGAUGAUACUUAUGAGACUCCUGCUAAAAAGCUCUGGAACCCACAAAAUACUGUGUCCCCAGAUCUUGCAUGUGUCAUAGAUUCCUGGAACCCCCUUCCAGAAAUACACCAAGCCUCAUCUGGCCCUAAAACGGUGUCAUCAGGUGUGAAGAAUUUGGUAGUAGACCACGAGGAAGGUAGGACACCAGGUUCAGGGCUCAGCGUUAAGCAUGUUAAAAGUGAGCUCUCAGGGGUGUCAGAUGGUAGACAGGGGGGUAUGCUGCCAGGCAGUUUAUAUCCAAACCCACUAGAGUUGGAUCGAGAGAAUGUGGCACUGGACUAUGGUACUGCCUUUGACUGUGACAUUGACGAUAUCAUGUGCCUGAGCCCCAUACACAGUGACAGCAGCAGCAAUGACAGUAUUGAUGAUUUAAUCUCAAGCUGCCAGAGCCUUUAUGAAUAUAGCAAUUCUGACAAGGCUGGUGGCCAAAACUAUUCUGUCUUAGAUCAAAGUUUGCUAAAAGAGUCUGCCCAAAAGCAGGGUCUGGUAAAACAGAGGGCAGGGGAACAGAAGAGGUUUCUUGGUGGUGAGAGCUUUUCUGGGUCCUUUCUGAAUGCACUUAGAGAACAAAAGAAGGAUGUGUGUGAGGCAGAGACACCUCUGCGGCCCCAGGCCUUCUCCAGCAGCACUUUGGUCAGUGUGAGAGCGAAAGGGGUGCAGCUGCUGGCUUCACUGUUGGAGGACAGAGUGGAACGGAAGGCUCCCUGUCCCCUGGAACCCAAGAAAGGCCAAGCUGAGGUGUGUCAGCAGCACCUCUCCUUCAGCCUGGAGGACUCCCUCGAUACGUGUGGGGCCUUGUUGAUUCCAGUGGAGGGUGCAGAGGAAUGUUUAGACGGAGCCACAGGGGAGGUUUGGAACAUAGGAGACCCUUUACUCCAGUCCUCAGUUUGUCACUGUAGCACAGACCCACUCGUAGAAGUGUGUGAUGAGAGAAGUGAGGGAAAGGAGGAGGGGAAGAACAAGGGAGGCGUGAUUAGUUCAGCCCAGGAGUGGCAGGUGGAGGAGGUAGCUGUGGAGACGAGCUACGAGACUACUUUGCCUCUGCAGGUCCAGGUCAGGUCGGUGGUUGUGGUUCCCGACCUCCAGAUCAGCAACAAAUCACCAACUCUUCAGUCUCCACCUAAACAGAAUGAGAGCAAAAGCCCCCCUCAACCCAGAGAGGUCCAAAAGAAGACCCAAUUUCAACACAAAGAGAGCAACAAAAAAGACCGGAAGGCCACCAUGUCACGGCCGGUGGUGUUUGACAGGGAGAAGGACUGGCAGCAUGAGAAGAGGGUCUACGCGGACUCAGUCACCCGUCACAUGAAGGAGAAUGUAGGGGUAGGACAAGGGGUGAUGACAGAGCUGCACAACCUGAUGGACCAUGUAGCACACCAGGGACCAGGCUUUAAUGGCCAGCAAUGGCAGCACCCAUCUGACCUCACACGCAGAAAUUACGAAGUGCGUUUUGGCAAUGAGGUGCUAAAGUUCAGUUUGGACCAAUGGAGGUAUCAGAGCUACAGAAAACAUAAGCGCUUUGCCUUGGUCCCAAAGCUUUUCAAGAGGAAUACAAAAAAUUAAGUCAGAGAAAGCCUGACCAAACUGUUCUUAAGUUGGUUUAAAAUGUUUCAAAAUGUUAGCACUUGUCUCUCUUUUUUUUAUGAAGACCCUGGCAAGAGACUGUUAUUAAAAAAAAAAGAAUCGUGAAGAGGGCUGCAUUUGCAGUUAUGGCAGGACCGGCACAACUGUUCUUAUCUUUGCUGUUUAUUAUGUUUGGGGUUUUUCUUGCAUGCGUGAAAUGCUUUUUGGAAGUUAUAAUAUUAUGUUAAUAUUGAUUGCUGUGUGAGUUGAUAAAUAUUGCAGAUUUAGUUAUUAUUAUUAUUUGUUUGUUUUGUUAUUGUGCUUUUUAAGUCAUGAGCCAGUGCCUCCAAAUUUUCCAGAAUCUAGCAAAAUCCAAGAUCCAUGUGUCAAGUUUACUUUACGUCUUUCUAAUAUAUUAGCCUGGCACAUUUUGCUGGUGUUUGAUAUAUCUCUGGUCAGACAACUCUUCAUAGGACACUCCACCAAAAAAAU